This is a messenger RNA of Erythranthe guttata (spotted monkey flower), 768 nucleotides long. The record is from RefSeq and is a predicted model, not a curated record. NCBI's taxonomy places the organism in Eukaryota, Viridiplantae, Streptophyta, Magnoliopsida, Lamiales, Phrymaceae.
AUGGCAGAUGGAUGGACAUACAUUAGACAGAGGUCUUUGAUUAACUUUUUAGUUUAUUGUCCAAAAGGAAUUUCAUUUGUCAAAUUUGUUGGUGCUUCUGAUAUUUGUUCAACUGCUGAAGAAUUAUGUAAGUUGUUUUGUGAGAUUGUGGAAAGGGUUGGUCCUUGUAAUAUUGCACACAUGGUAAUAGACAAUGGAGCUAAUUAUAAAGUUGUGGGUGGUAAGCUUGCGGAGAAGUAUCCUUUUAUUUUUUGGUCACCAUGUGCACCUCACUGUAUGAAUUUGAUAUUUAAAGAUGUUGGAGAGCUGAAAAUCGUCCAAAGUGUGGCUAUUCGUGCUUCAACGCCUAAGAUUAUGCGUGGAGUGCUAAAUGUAUUGGAUAAGGUGGAAGGCGACGAUGGCCUAAAAAUUCUGGAUAAGUUAAGAAUUUUUCGAGAGCGUGAGAAGGGCUUUUCUCGUCCAAAGACAAUUGCUUGUUGUAAAACGACUAGACCGGAUGAAUGGUGGAGAUUAUUUGGUUUUGAUGUGCCAAAUUUGCAAAAAUUGGCUAUAAAGAUCAUUGGUCAAACUUCUUCCCCUUCUGGAUGCAAGCGUAAUUGGAAUGUAUUUGAGCGCAUCCACACAAAGAAAAGAAAUAGGCUUGAGCAUCAAAGAUUGAAUGAUCUUGUCUAUGUUCACUAUAUUUUGCGAUUGAAGAAUAGGUUGACGAAUUCUAAGAGAUCAUAUGAUCCAGUUGAUUACGAAUCACUUGAGAAAACUGAAUUUUGA